Molecule: messenger RNA, 1188 nt
Organism: Macrosteles quadrilineatus (aster leafhopper)
Lineage: Eukaryota; Metazoa; Arthropoda; Insecta; Hemiptera; Cicadellidae
Product: rRNA 2'-O-methyltransferase fibrillarin-like
Exons: 5
Coding region: 121-1047 (308 amino acids)
Biological process (GO): rRNA methylation; box C/D sno(s)RNA 3'-end processing
Cellular component (GO): box C/D methylation guide snoRNP complex; Cajal body; nucleolus
Molecular function (GO): RNA binding; histone H2AQ104 methyltransferase activity; rRNA methyltransferase activity
Source: RefSeq, a predicted model, not a curated record
CUACCGGAACCGGACGACCACCACGUGCAGUGGAGUUAUCAAGCAGAGAAACGUCUAACUUAUAUGUCAUUAAUUGUUAUUGUUUUGGUUGAUACAUUUAGUUUCUUAUAAAUUCAGAACAUGGGAAGACCUGGUUUUUCACCGGGUGGUCGAGGAGGUGGUGGAAGGGGUUUUGGAAGAGGUGGAGGUGGAGGAGGUAGACCAAGCUUUGGCACUCGUGGAGGAGGAAGGGGAGGAGGCGGUGGUCGAGGAGGAGGCAGAGGAGGGUUCGGUGGCCGAGGUCGAGGUGGCGGUGGUCGAGGUGGCACACCCAGAAGAAGUUUUGGUGGAGGAAAGAACGCAAUCAUCGAGCCCCAUAGGCAUCCGGGAGUUUUUAUCGCUCGUGGUAAAGAAGAUGCUCUAGUCACGUUAAAUAUGGUUCCUGGAGAAGCUGUUUAUGGCGAGAAAAGGAUAUCAGUAGAAGAAGGCGAUGUGAAGAAGGAGUACAGAGUGUGGAAUCCGUUCCGCUCCAAGUUAGCGGCAGCCAUCCUUGGUGGGAUUGAUCAGAUUCACAUGCCUCCAGGCAGCAAAGUGCUCUACUUGGGUGCUGCGUCCGGCACCACUGUCUCUCAUGUGUCGGACAUUGUUGGACCGGAAGGACUAGUUUAUGCAGUGGAAUUUUCUCACCGAUCAGGACGAGACUUGUUGAAUGUAGCCAAGAAACGAACCAACAUCAUCCCUAUCAUAGAGGAUGCUCGGCACCCACACAAGUAUCGCAUGUUGGUGGGAAUGGUGGACACAAUCUUUGCUGAUGUGGCACAACCUGAUCAGGCGAGAAUAGUCGCCAUCAACGCUCAUAGUUUUCUAAAGAACGAAGGUCACUUUGUGAUUUCAAUCAAGGCCAAUUGCAUUGAUUCAACAGCACAACCUGAAGCAGUAUUUGCCGGGGAGGUGAAAAAACUGCAGUCAGAGAAGUUCAAACCUCAAGAACAGCUGACAUUAGAACCAUACGAGAGAGAUCACGCUGUAGUCGUUGGAAUCUACAGGCCACCUCCCAAGAACGAGUAGAAUAAUCAAUGAAAACUGAACUUCCUUUUAAUUUGUCUUUUCGAACAUCAAAUAAGACAUUUAUUUUUAAAUGUAGAACUGUUUACUAGAACUUUUAGUUUUAUUGAUUCCUGUUAAAUAAUUAAAUGACUUUUUUAUAAA